Messenger RNA from Lottia gigantea (owl limpet), 174 nucleotides. RefSeq lists its product as hypothetical. The transcript has a single exon. The record is from RefSeq and is a predicted model, not a curated record. The annotation marks the transcript as partial. Lineage: Eukaryota; Metazoa; Mollusca; Gastropoda; Lottiidae.
CAGGUCUUGUGUUUGUCUGUCUGUAUUGGACACAUCAACAUGAGCCAAGAAGAAGUUUACACCAAUGUCAAUUUGGCCAUUAACUUUUUGGUUUCCCUUUUGAAGAAGAAUUGGCAGAACGUGAGAACUCUACACAUCAAAAGUUCCAUGGGACCUGUCCAGAGAAUUUAUUAA